This is a messenger RNA of Tachysurus fulvidraco (yellow catfish), 4054 nucleotides long. It is a transcript of the gene gnal2, whose product is annotated as guanine nucleotide binding protein (G protein), alpha activating activity polypeptide, olfactory type 2. Lineage: Eukaryota; Metazoa; Chordata; Actinopteri; Siluriformes; Bagridae. Gene Ontology annotation, biological process: adenylate cyclase-modulating G protein-coupled receptor signaling pathway. Gene Ontology annotation, cellular component: heterotrimeric G-protein complex. Bases 296 to 1816 code for a protein of 506 amino acids. The record is from RefSeq and is a predicted model, not a curated record. The transcript has 13 exons. Gene Ontology annotation, molecular function: GTPase activity; G-protein beta/gamma-subunit complex binding; GTP binding.
UAUUUUUUUCCGAGGCUGUGCUUUUGGUUUAUUUACGGUAACGUGGACCUGCAGUGUCCGCAAAGGCAUCAGGUGAUCUAGUGACUUAAAGCGUAGGUUGACGGGAGAAAACACAAAAUGACAGGCAAAAAUGUGAGGAAAUAAUCUGCUGGGGUUUAAAUAUGGAUGUAGGACAAGGCUAGUAGUUCGAGGAUGUGCUCAUUUUGUUCGUCCGUCUCGUGUCUUUUUAUGGAUUACUGUUACUAUCAUUAUUAUUAUCGUUAUUAUUAUUAUUAUUAGGCCACUUGGCGUAACCAUGGGGUUGUGUUAUAGUCUGCGUCCCCGGUUAUUCGGGGAUCUGAGCGGAACCAUUUCAAACGCCAAUUCAGACCCGGAGCAGCCGCCCGAUCUGCUCAUUCCGUCGCGUCUUGGGGAAUCUCGGCUCGACGAGUCCGGAGGGAACAGCAAGGCAUCUCCAGCGCCAUCUCCAUUACGCGCCGGUCAGACGCACCAGUGGGAACGUAGGCACGCUGGAGACGCCACCGCGGAUGGAGCUCUCAUCCAGAACGGAGGAGGAAAAGCCACAGGAACCGCGAAGGAUCGCAGCCGGAGACUAAACCUCCUUCCUACAUCCAGCCAGAAAGCAAAGAACUGGGACAAACUGGUGGUGGAGGAAAAGGAGGCCGAAAAGGAGGCGCGCAAAGUCAGUAAAAAUAUCGACCGCGUCUUGAAAGAACUCAAAAAGGAAUACAAGCAGACACACAGGCUGCUUUUAUUGGGAGCUGGAGAAUCAGGAAAAAGCACCAUCGUGAAACAGAUGAGAAUUCUUCACGUGAACGGUUUUAACGCAGAAGAAAAGAGACAGAAAAUCCAAGACAUCCGGAAGAACGUGAAGGACGCUAUAGUGACGAUAGUGUCUGCCAUGAGCACUUUAACACCGCCUGUCCCUCUCGCCAACCCGAAGGACCAGUUUAGGAUCGAUUACAUCAAAAGCAUAGCGGCGCUGUCGGAUUUUGACUACCCACAGGAGUUUUUUGAUCAUGCCAAGAAACUUUGGGACGACGAAGGAGUGAAAGCAUGCUACGAGAGGUCCAACGAGUACCAGCUCAUCGACUGUGCACAUUACUUCCUUGACCGAAUUGAUGCUGUAAGACAAAGUGACUACACGCCAACAGAUCAGGACUUGCUGCGCUGCAGAGUUCUGACAACAGGGAUUUUUGAAACGCGAUUUCAAGUAGACAAAGUGAACUUUCAUAUGUUUGAUGUGGGAGGUCAAAGAGAUGAGAGGAGAAAAUGGAUCCAGUGCUUUAACGAUGUCACUGCGAUCAUCUUUGUGGUGGCGAGUAGCAGCUAUAACAUGGUCAUCAGAGAAGACAACAACACCAACAGACUACGAGAGGCACUCAACCUCUUUCACAGUAUCUGGAACAACAGGUGGUUACGGACCAUCUCUGUUAUUUUAUUCCUCAACAAGCAGGACAUGCUGGCAGAGAAAGUAUUAGCUGGGAAAUCCAAAAUCGAAGACUAUUUCCCAGAAUACGCUCGCUACACCAUACCAAAUGAAGGUUAUGUAUCGCGCUGGCGAUGCAUAUGUCGGCGACGCAAAUCCCGCCGUUUGCCGUCAACUCCAGAACCAGGAGAAGACCCAAGAGUGACACGAGCCAAGUAUUUCAUUCGUGAUGAAUUCCUGAGGAUCAGCACAGCAAGCGGAGACGGACGUCAUUACUGUUACCCUCAUUUUACUUGCGCCGUUGACACGGAAAAUAUCCGCCGGGUAUUUAACGACUGUCGGGACAUCAUCCAGAGAAUGCACCUGCGGCAGUAUGAACUCUUGUGAUCUGGUUCCCAAAAGCCAGAGCACUUUUUUUCUUUUUAAAUAAAGAACCCACUCCUAAACAAGGCCAAAACCCAUGGAUUAUAUGUGUAACUUGUUUUUGGCAGAUCCUGUCUAAUUGAUUAUUUUUGCAUCUUUUUUAUGUGUGUGCACGAGUUCACCAUAUUGACAGUUUAUUAGCUAAACCUACCCUAUAGCCCCACCACCACCACCCCCAGCACCCUAUGAAGGCUUUAGACUGUGUCUGUAUCCCACUGUACGUCAUGUUCAAAGCCCUAAGAAGCAACAAUCAAUUUAAUUUAACUACAAAAACAAAAAAAUCGAACAAUUCCAUCUGCACCAUGAAGCAUGCUGGUGGUAGCAUCAUUACUGUUUAUUGUCUCUUGUUUUGAUUACUUGUGUUUUUCAAAAGUUCACAAUAGCUUAUUUUCCAUCGCUUCUUGGUCUUCAUGAUGUGCUGGUGUCGAGUUAUAUAACUGCAUCUUUAUCUCGAAUUCAAACCUUCUAUUUUGUUCAUUUUUUGUUUUCUUUGGUUGUUGGAAAGGGUGGACACGGUGGCUUAGUGGUUAGCACGUUCGCCUCACACCUCCAGGGUUGGGGGUUCGAUUCCCGCCUCCGCCUUGUGUGUGUGGAGUUUGCAUGUUCUCCUCGUGCCUCGGGGGUUUCCUCCGGGUACUCCGGUUUCCUCCCCCGGUCCAAAGACAUGCAUGGUAGGUUGAUUGGCAUCUCUGGAAAAAUUGUCCAUAGUGUGUGAGUGAAUGAGAGUGUGUGUGUGCCCUGCGAUGGGUUGGCACUCCGUCCAGGGUGUAUCUUGCCUCGAUGCCCGAUGACGCCUGAGAUAGGCAGCCUCUUUGUUAACCAGCUUGUUCCAUUCUUGAACAGAUCAUCGUUGCAAGCAUUGUCGUUUGGUGAAUCUUUUCCAUUAAUGAAUGGGGGGGGAUCGAAACCUAGUAAAUGUCCCUUGCGUCUUUGGUGCAUGGACCCCUUUUAUCAUAUAGAGAUAAGUGUGUACCUAUUUGGCAAAGGUAUUUAGCUCAUAAACUGUGGGUGUUUACACGUGCACACACACACACACACACACACACACACACGUCCACCACUUUCUGGAGAUAGCACCAUGUAUCCCGUAUCGUGACCCCUGGCCUCUUGGGCUCUCUGCUGCUCUUUGUCUCCGCUCUACUGAAGAUGUGAACACUGGGAAAAGAAGUAUACAAGAAUUAAAGCGCCGCACUUUUGCACCAGGUUUUAACUGACUGUAUUGUCACAGGUGGAUACACUCAAUGUAGCAUCGAAAUGUCGGAGUUAGAGCAUUAUUAUUACAGACCGAAGACGUUAAAGCAACUCUCAGCCCCCUCUGGUCUGUCCAUGCAUUUGAUUUCUGACCUUGUAUCACUUUGAAUGAUAUACACAUACACACUCUGUUUCUUGACUUGUACAGACAUCGCAAGCUGAUAUUUCUCUUGCACAGAUUAUUUAAAAAAAAUAAAAAAAAAGUUAUUUUAUACAACUUUAUGGAAGGAGAGGUGGGGGGAAAAAAAUCUACUUGUAGAUCUUUGUGCCUUCAAUAUGGCUGUACCUGUAAACAAAGCUGAGAUAUAAGUAUGUGUGUGUUUUGUUUUUUUAAAUCAUCAUUAUUGUUGACUUUUUUUUUUCUUUUUUUUUUCGGACUGCACUGUACAGCUUGAUGUCACUCUGUCAGCAGGAGGGACUGCCGACGGGGACCUACUCUGUAAAUGUACUGUUUUUUUUUUUUGUUGUUGUUGUCGUUUAUGUUUUCUUUGCUUGUUUUGUUUAUAUAAAAAUGCUGAUUAGUUUAAAAAAAAAAAUCAAAAAAUUCUGUAUACGUUAUGCAAAUCGAUUCCUCCGCCCCUCAUUAGCAUAACAUUUAAGAGCACCAUGCCUAAAAUCUAAAAAACAAAACAAACGGAAAUAUCAGUUGAUCAAAAGAUACACAACCAGGUGUUGUUUUUUUUUCAUAGGGACCUUUUUUCAGUAUGAGGUAUGAAUGCAAUAUGUUUGUGUGUCUCUGUGUGUGUAAGAGUGAGCUGUUUGCACUCGCUUCUAAAUGUGUGUACAUGUAAAUUUAUAGGUCUAUAUAAAUAUAUAUGUACAUCGCUACAUGUUUAAUUAUGUGUGUUGACGUGUAUACAUGCCUUUCUGUGUAUACAGUGAAGAAGUGUACAUGCACACAUAGAUAAGCAUGUGUGGAGUGGAAAAACGAAUAAAUGAGAGUGCAAUACA